UGCAGUACUGCAAAGUGUGAAGGGAGAGAGAGGAGGGAGGGGAGGGGGUACCGCACUGUCGUUACGAGUCCAAGUGGAGAAGGCAGGAGGAGAGACGCAUUAUUGCAGUAGCCUACAGUGCCACAGCACUUUACUUCCCACAAGACGCACAUCCGUCCGCGCAGACAGAAAGCCCGAGAGAGGUGGGGGGCGACAGAAAUCAAAGACAGACAACAGAUUUCUCAUGACUGGACUUUUUUUUCCUCCCUCCCCGUUAAUUUAGAAAUUGCACGCAUUUGCCAGUAGCUUAUAGAAGAGGCAACUCAACAACCAGCCAAUCAGCGCUGCGUCUCCGCAUCCAGGAGCAGCUCUGCCAGGACUCAGCAUCACUCGGAGGAGCUGCGUGCAGCCCUGCAGGAAUAUAAACACCCGAGGAUUUCUCCUCAAUGGAUUAUCAUUUGCAAGUACUUUUCUCUUGAGCUCGCGUCGUCCUCCUUCACUUCCUGCCACACGGUGAAUUAUCGCCCGGCCCGUUUACGUGUCUCGGUAUAUUGCGGUACUUUUGCUGACGACUUGCAGUAUAAAUGCAUCGCUAGAAGAAGAUCGGCUCCACUGCGCAAAGACCCUCCGCCUGUGUUUACUGUGCGCGUGGCACUUUCAUCACUUUGCUAAUUGAAAAUUUGGACUUUCGUUUGGACCAGUGCCUAUAAAUUCUCCUCUUGUGUUUUUUCCUGUGAUCUUGCUGCUUUUUUUCUUCUUCUUCUCGUGUUGUACUUCAGACCCUCCCUCUCCACCUCACAGCCCGUCACCCCUCCUCCUCCUCCGCUGCCCGUGAGUCAGUUCAAACAGCUGCAUAGAAGAUGUCUGCCCCAGAUGCUGCUGCUGCCCCCCCAGGUGGAGCCCCCGGUGCUCCAGGAGCCCCUGGUGCAGAUGGAGCUCCAGGCGGCGGACCUCCCGCCCCACCCAACACCACCAGCAACCGCAGGCUACAGCAGACACAGGCCCAAGUCGAGGAGGUGGUGGAUAUCAUGCGGGUGAAUGUGGACAAGGUUUUGGAAAGGGACCAGAAGCUUUCAGAGCUGGAUGACAGAGCGGACGCUCUCCAAGCCGGAGCCUCCCAGUUUGAAAGCUGCGCAGCUAAGCUAAAGAACAAGUACUGGUGGAAGAACUGCAAGAUGAUGAUCAUGAUGGGAAUCAUUGGAGUCAUUGUGGUUGGAAUAAUAUUCUUGUACUUCUUCCACUGAGCUCAGCCCAUCAGUACAGAUUGAUACGGACUUGAGAAUGAUAUGAGAGGGAAGAGAAAAAAAAAAAGAUACCCAAGCGCCACUCCUCCCCUUUUAUCCGUCCUCUCCUUCCUCUCUUCACACAGUCUUCCAUCAAUCAAACCAUCUUGCACUUAUACAUGACAGUAGUGUUUAUAGGUGUCUCCGCUCUCUUUGUCCCUGCUCUCCCUCCCUUCUUGUUGCUUUCUUCCACUGUUUAAAUUCUCACUCACAUCCUCCUGUCUCUGCACCUCAUGUAUUAUUGAAGGACGCAGCAGGCGGAGUGAAAGAGGGAGAAAGGAAGGGAAGGAGGGAGGGAGGGAGAAUAUUCUUGUGACAUGGGAACACACGGGGCUUAGGCCUCUGAACGAAGCAACGAGGGGAGAGAUGUACAAUAUGCAGGAUGUGAAUGUGUGCAGGGAGAUUGAACAAGAGUUUGCAGUCCUUUCUACCCCAGAUAUGCCAAAGCUUGUUCAUAUUACCUUUUUUGAGAGUCCUACAUUUGUAAGUUGAUACUGACAUGCCUAACUAACACACUCCUCUCACAACUGCUACCGUCAUUGCUACUUACUAACACAAGGUCACAAGGUUAGAUUAAUAUUAGAAACAUUUCUGUAGUACGUGUGUGUAUUUGUGAACCAAAGCAUUGUAGCCAGUAGCUUUUUUCCGAGUUUAGCUGACAGGCUUUUAUGAGUAACUUUUUCGUUUCCUUUCCCGCCCUAACUUUCUGCAACGUUCAGAACCGACAAUGAGAGGAAGAAAUUCAAAAAGGGAAAGGGAGACUGUGUGAGAGCAUAAGGAAAGGAAGAAGUGAUUCAGGGAAAAGUAGCUCGCAUUGUUUCCCUAUAUAAACCACACUAACUUCAAAUUCUGGACUGAUAAGCAAUUAUUAAUAGAAUAUAACUAUGCUUCAUUUUACCUGGUUUUUGUACCACAGGUGGAGUCAUAGUGGUAGUGUUGUGCUUAGUGGCAGAAUAAUAUGCACAGCAAGGCAAGCAGCCACUAACAGACAAUCUACUGUACACAUGAACUGACCCAGAGGAAGGUCUCAUAACUCUGAUGUGGACAGAGUCACAGCCAUAGACAGAUGAAUGUGUAACGUCACAUUUAAAAACACUAAAUAAAAAAAAAAACAGGUACAAAUGCCAACUUGUUUUGGAAGUUGUGCAGACAAAGCGUUUGUUUGACUGUUGUUUAAGUUGAUCUGAUAUUUAAAAAGCAGGAAAAUGGGAGAAAGGACAUGAUUUAGAAACCCAGAGCCACCUGCCCCCACCCCUCCAACCCUCCCCUCACUCACAUAAAAACAGACUCACCUGCAGUAAAUGCAAAAUGAGGUGUUUCUUUCUAACUUGCAUGGCAAACCGUGUCCAUAGUUUUGCCUUUUUGUGUGAUCUGUGUAUCUGCCAUUUCUGAAUCUAACUGCCGAUUGUACAUUUUCUUUUGUUAGUGGUUUAAAGGACCUGUGUAUAAUGUCUUUAUGAUCUGAUAAUUACUGCUUAUGCAAUGCAGCGAUGCUCAAAAGUUUGCCAAAUUUGAUUAAUUUCACUUGCUUUUGAGAUAAAAAAAAAUACUACUAUUCAGAGACUGCAAACAAAUGCUACUAUAGUGACCUGUUUAAAAAUAUGUAGUAUUGUAUGGAUAGAACAAUAGUGCACAUGUGUCGGAUAAUGCUCCUAAAAAUGUGUUUAUAAAUUCUUUAAGGUUUUUUGGGGGGGUUGUUGGAUAUAAAGAAAAUCUAAUUUUCCUCUCUUGGGACUUAUUUUGAGAGUUGAUAAAAUUAAGAUGCAUAAUUGUAGCAGUUAGUUAUAAUUACCUGAUGAUAUUGUGCGACAGUAUUAUGAGGUAAUUACCACAAGAGAUACAAGAGUACAUGUUUUGUGAUUUACAACCUGAAAAUGCAGUAAGAUGAUGCAGCUGGAUUUGCGAAAAACAAAUGCAUGCUUACCACUUUUGCUGAUGCCAAUAAAGAAAUCAUCAACAAAACUGA
Epinephelus lanceolatus (giant grouper) is the source of this 3228-nucleotide messenger RNA. Its product is annotated as synaptobrevin-like. The record is from RefSeq and is a predicted model, not a curated record. Gene Ontology annotation, cellular component: membrane. Gene Ontology annotation, biological process: vesicle-mediated transport. NCBI's taxonomy places the organism in Eukaryota, Metazoa, Chordata, Actinopteri, Perciformes, Serranidae.